CAACCUUUCUUUGAACACCACACAGAACUUCGUUCAUCACAAGAGACUUUUUGCGGUCCAUACAAGGCAAACAUCAAACAAUUGUACGCAGACCCAGACACGAUGCAACAUAAAGAGAUCAACCGACCCCAAACACAAUCAAGAAGAAUGCAAGCUAAGAGGAACGCGGAGUUGUCUCAAAGAACGCGGUUGGCUAGUGAAUGAAUCGGCGGUCUGAAAAGCUGUCAAUGGGUUACUAUCUAUCUCCAGAUAUCAUUGCGCGAGAUGUAAGCUGCAAUGGAAAGCUGAUUAUAUCAAAGAGCACUCCAUCAAAUUAGGCCUCUAUCUCUGACGGCUUCAAGAUAGCUAGAGGAAGCUCCUUAGCCAUCCUUGUAUUCUUUGCUCCGAUGAAUGGCCAAAGGAUAUCCUUGUUGAGUGUAGGCUAUAAGUGCCACCUGUAAUCUCCCACGUCUUGGGUAUCUCAUCUACUUUGUCCAAUCAUCAUAAUCAUGACUGACCAAGUAAUAACCAUGCCCAAGCCCGUCAGCGACAACCUGCGCAGGAUCAAGGACAACGUCAAACAGAUCACCGACCAGUACACCCAAAGCGAAGAGUUGGUCGAGAACCACAUGGCCAAAAUCUUCGACAAAUUCCAAACAACCAGCCAACAACCAUCUUUAGAGAAACUUCUCCAGAGACAGGAGGUGCUCGAAAAGACUAAACAGUUUGCACUAUCGUUUAUCGAAAUCUGCAUCAGAGAUCUGCAGCAGAGAGCAGUGUCACCAGCUGUUUUCUCGGCAAGAGUGCAGUUGUCGAAUAUCCAUGAGUUCACUAAAGAUACGUCACUGGGAGCGAUCUUUGAGAGUCUGCCUAGUGAUGAGGACUCAGUUGCCAUUCUCGAUUUGCUGGAAAUCGCCGUGAGAAGUGCUGUGACGGCUGGCUAUCCUGGAGUGCUGCAAGUCCUGAGCGAGACGCAACUUGCUGUGACCGAUUCGGCUACUAGUCCUGAUAGAAGAAUUCCCGAUGGCUCUCUGAGAAAAACUCCGCGUCGAGCCUCUACUCGUGUUUCCGUUGCAGAGCCAUCAGAUCCAAGGGGUGUUCGAGCUCCUGCCAGAAAGCAAAAUCAAAUCUCCAAUGUCAACAACGAAGAUGAGACCGGCGUCGUUGAGAACCACGAUGAUGCCGAGAAUGAAGUCCAAGAUGAAGACGCAACCAUGACUACCUCAGCAGACGAGGAUGAAGAACCGACUCAACCCUCCACCCAUCCAACCACGUCAAUGAUCCAAGAUUGGCGCUCAUAUUCUGAUGAUGCACUGUAUACACUACACCACCAGGCACAUGGAUGGAUUGAAAAGAACAAGGCAGACAAGAUCGGAGUUCAGUCGGAAUGCAAUAAUCUUAUCAUUGACCAUCAGAUUCAGCAGGCUAAGUUUGCUGAUGAGAUGGGCAAGAUCUUGCGUUGA
This is a messenger RNA of Aureobasidium subglaciale EXF-2481, 1442 nucleotides long. RefSeq lists its product as uncharacterized. The transcript has a single exon. Bases 489 to 1442 code for a protein of 317 amino acids. The record is from RefSeq and is a predicted model, not a curated record. Lineage: Eukaryota; Fungi; Ascomycota; Dothideomycetes; Dothideales; Saccotheciaceae.